This is a messenger RNA of Nylanderia fulva, 757 nucleotides long. Its product is annotated as transmembrane protein 138. NCBI's taxonomy places the organism in Eukaryota, Metazoa, Arthropoda, Insecta, Hymenoptera, Formicidae. The record is from RefSeq and is a predicted model, not a curated record. Gene Ontology annotation, cellular component: cilium.
GGCUCUACUCAACUCUACUGAUCGCUAUGGUGACGUAAAGGAUUGUGCUGAUACACAAUCAAAUAUGGACGGAGAUCGUUGCUUAGCAACCAUUUGAAAGAUACAAACAAAAUAAAAACAUUACAAAUGCAUGCACAUGCUAAUUUUCAUAUUUUAGGAUAUUUUCUGCAUAAAUGAUAAAUGAAUUCCUUAAACACAAAGCAAUAUACGGUGAUUGUGAUCCUGCAAUAUGUUAUAUUGUUUUUUGACAUUUGUGUAAAUUCAUUCGCAAGUUUUGCAAGACAGCAUCCGACAGAUUUGCUGGUACUUUAUAUUAUCCAAGAUUUUUGCCUUAUCGCAGCCCUUACUCUUCUCUUGGUGAACUUCUUUUCUACCUAUAUUUUCCAGGCAGGUUUGAUACAACUGUUAUAUACAAGAUUCCGCAUGACAUUGGUAUUGUGUAUAAUAUAUAUGAUAUUAUCAAUCAGUUUGCAUACAUGGCAUAUUACGAUACAUUGGUCAGCGCCGUUAAAACAUUAUUGGACAAAAGGAUUUCAUAUUCUUUAUUCUAUACACAGAACAGUUGCAGUGUUGUACUAUUACUUCUAUAAAAGAGCCUCCCUGAGAAUUGGUGAUCCAAGAUUUUACAAAGGCUCUGUUUGGGUACAAAAACAAUUAAGUAUAGCAUAACUAUGUAAAUAAAAAUUUUUUAAUUAUAAUUGUAUGUAAUCGUAAUAAUACAAAUGUAAGAAUACAUCUGUUUAUAUUUUCAAAUUUA